Messenger RNA from Letharia columbiana, 1089 nucleotides. RefSeq lists its product as uncharacterized. The transcript has 4 exons. Gene Ontology annotation, molecular function: oxidoreductase activity. NCBI's taxonomy places the organism in Eukaryota, Fungi, Ascomycota, Lecanoromycetes, Lecanorales, Parmeliaceae. The record is from RefSeq and is a predicted model, not a curated record. Bases 1 to 1089 code for a protein of 362 amino acids.
AUGCUCGAACCCUUGAAUAAUGCACAGAUCUUGGGACUCGCUGGCCAAAACGCUACUGAAGAGUACGAUCCUGUGUAUCCCCCGGGCACGCUGGAAGAAUACCUUUCAAACGAGGACAGACGGGGAACAGUUGACCCCAACACCUUGACAAGGGAGGAGGCAGAGAAGGAGGAAAAGAGCCUUGAGGAUAGAGCUCCGCCCCUUGACAGCCUACUGAACCUGGACGAGAUCGAAGAUGUUGCAACUAAACAACUUAGUCGAAAAGCGUGGGCUUAUUACUAUAGUGCUGGGGACGACCUCAUAUCGAAGCGUCUGAACAACGAAGUGUACCGAUCGAUACUCCUCCGGCCUCGAAUAUUCGUUGAUUGUGAGCUUUGUAAUCCCUCCACCACUAUCAUGGGAUGCAAGGUUGGCUUGCCAGUAUUCGUGUCACCGGCAGCUAUGGCUAGAUUGGCGGAUGCCGCUGGGAAAGCAGGCAUCGCUCGGGCUUGUUUUCGUCUCACAGCUCUCCAGAUGAUAUCUAACAACGCCUCGAUGACGCCCGAGCAAAUUAUCGUAAAGAAGAGUGAGGAUAUGCUUGCUCGAAGAAUCGCCAUCCCGACCAUCAAAUUCGUCUGUCUUACACUUGACGCACCUGUUCCGGGCAAGCGAGAGGAUGAUGAAAGGUCCAAAAACGUGGGGUCAAUCCUUCCAUUCACGUCAGCAGCUCAAUCAGGCUCUGCCAGCAAAGCAACUUCAGGUGGUAUUGGUAAAUCGCUGUUCGCAGGUACUUCGCCCAACUUGACUUGGAAAAACACUAUGCCUUGGCUUGCUGAGCACACGAAAUUGCCAAUACUCCUCAAAGCCAUUCAGACUCACGAGGAUGCCUAUCUGGCAUCACUACAUGCUCCACAGGUUAAAGGCAUUCUUUUGUCCAAUCAUGGCGGCAGGGCAGCGGAUACUGCACCGCCUGCAAUCCAUACGCUAUUAGAAAUACGCAAGUACUGCCAGGCGGUCUUGCAGAAGGUCGAAGUCCUUGUAGAUGGCGGUAUCAAAGGGGAACAGAUGUGGUCGAAGCCCUUUUCCUUGGGGCUAGGGGGAUCGGCAUAG